AUGGAUCCACGAAAUCCAAUACCACCACCACCGCCAGGACAUUUAAACACGACAAACAUUGCGCAAGACAUCAUUGAUGGCGCCACAAAUAUUUUCCAGUCACCUAUAUCGAACACAAAUGACAAUAAUAUUUCGAGAGACCGCGGUCCUAAAAAGUCACCUUCGAAAGCAGCUUCUUAA
Molecule: messenger RNA, 180 nt
Organism: Ambispora gerdemannii
Lineage: Eukaryota; Fungi; Glomeromycota; Glomeromycetes; Archaeosporales; Ambisporaceae
Source: the annotation of a GenBank genome assembly